Theobroma cacao (cacao) is the source of this 957-nucleotide messenger RNA. Its product is annotated as polyadenylate-binding protein 3-like. The record is from RefSeq and is a predicted model, not a curated record. NCBI's taxonomy places the organism in Eukaryota, Viridiplantae, Streptophyta, Magnoliopsida, Malvales, Malvaceae. Gene Ontology annotation, molecular function: poly(A) binding.
CAACCCCUAGUAACACCGUAAAAGAAGAAAAGAAAAACAUUAGAAGAAAGUACGUUAGCUACUACAGCCUGCUUUCUUUGGAUCCGUAAUUUAUUUUAAUUCUUCAAUCAAUUCAAUUGAAAAAAAGAGAGAGGAUGGAAGGAGACGAUGUAAACAUGGCAGCUGCCGAAUCCACUGAAACUGACCUGGAUGACAUGAAAAGAAGGUUAAAAGAGAUGGAGGAAGAAGCCGCUGCUCUUCGUGAGAUGCAAGCGAAGGUCGAGAAGGAGAUGGGUUCCGUACAAGAUCCUGCUGCUGCAGCUACAUCUCAGGCAAAUCGAGAGGAAGUAGAUUCCCGGUCAGUCUUUGUGGGCAAUGUGGAUUAUUCAUGUACACCUGAAGAAGUUCAACAGCAUUUCCAGUCUUGUGGGACUGUAAAUAGGGUUACUAUUCGUACUGACAAGUAUGGCCAGCCAAAGGGUUAUGCUUAUGUGGAGUUCCUUGAAGCUGAGGCUGUUCAAGAGGCUCUUGUUCUGAAUGAAUCCGAACUACAUGGCAGGCAAUUGAAGGUUACUGCUAAGCGGACCAAUAUACCUGGGAUGAAACAAUAUCGUCCACGUCGGUCCAACCCUUUUAUGCGACCUAGGGGUCCAUUUAUGGCUCCAUAUUUCUUUGCUCCUUAUGGAUAUGGGAAGGUUCCAAGGUUGAGAAUGGCAACACGUUACAGCCCCUACUUUUAAAUGCAUGGACCAUACUAGUAGUUCCAAAUACCUUUUGUAUCUGCUUCGCUGGAGUUAUAUUUUUGGAAGGAUUAUGAGGGGUUUGUUUCUUUUUCCAUUAAUUUGGUUGAUGUGCCAAAACUAUGCAAGAAUUGUGGUCUAGCUUUCUUGGUGAACUAUGCAACUCUGUUCCUUGGACUGCCAUGUUGCUUCACCUAAAUUAAUGUUUUUCAAUUAUGCUGAGCUGCUCUUUCUGCCA